Molecule: messenger RNA, 1758 nt
Organism: Amborella trichopoda
Lineage: Eukaryota; Viridiplantae; Streptophyta; Magnoliopsida; Amborellales; Amborellaceae
Product: pectinesterase
Biological process (GO): cell wall modification
Molecular function (GO): pectinesterase activity; enzyme inhibitor activity
Source: RefSeq, a predicted model, not a curated record
AUGGAAAAGACCAUUUUGCCCCUGUUACUAUUAUCUCUCUUGCUUUUCCCAGCCUUGAGCUUGUGUGAUAUCACCUCUUGUAGCCAAACCCCUUAUCCUGAAGCAUGCAACUCGUUUCUACCUACUGUGAGCCAAGACACCGUGUCCGGAUUCCGAAAUGUCGCCAUUAUGGCGGCCAUGGACCAAGCGCAGGCGACGCUCAGCUGGUGUCCGCGUGGCUCAAUGAGCAGCCGUGCGCAAGCUGCCUGGGCUGACUGCCUGGAGCUCACAGAGGACACCGUGUCCAAACUCAACAAGACACUCGUGUCCUCGAAUCUCGCGAGCUCCGAUACGCUCACUUGGCUUAGUGCAGCAAUCACGAAUGAUGACACGUGUCGCACGGGUUUCUCUGAGACGCCGUGGCUCAAAUCAACGGAUUUAUCGAAACUGUUGAGCAACUCGUUGGCUGUUGAGAAGAGCUUCGCGGCUAGGCUCGAUGGGCUGAGUGGCCAUACCAAUCGAAAGCUGCUUUCAGUGCAGAGUCGUGGUUUCCCCGAAUGGGUGGUUGCUGGUGAUCGGAGGCUCUUACAGGCAUCCACAGGAAAAGCAAAUUUGGUAGUCGCCAAGGACGGGUCAGGAGGUUUUGCAACCAUAUCUGCAGCAAUUACGGCAUCAGAAAAGCAGAGAAAAACUAGCACCAGUAGGUUUGUAAUUUAUGUAAAAGAGGGGACUUAUAAAGAGAACAUUGAGAUAAAAAAGUCCAUGAAGAAUCUGAUGUUUGUUGGAGACGGCAUCGAUAAGACGAUUAUUACUGGGAGUCGUAAUGUUCAGGACGGUUCUACCACCUUUCGCUCUGCAACCUUUGCCGUUGCAGCUGAUGGGUUCAUCGCAAAGGACUUGACCUUCGAGAACACAGCUGGUCCACAAAAGCACCAAGCUGUAGCAUUCCGGUCAGGUUCCGACCUCUCGGUGCUCUACCGUUGCAGCUUCAAAGGCUACCAAGACACACUCUACACCUACUCUCAGCGCCAGUUCUACCGAGAAUGUGACAUCUAUGGAACCGUCGAUUUCAUCUUUGGGAAUGCGGCCGCUGUCCUUCAAAACUGCAACAUUUAUGUCCGGAAGCCAAUGAGCAGCCAGAAGAACACGAUCACAGCUCAGGGCCGCACUGACCCGAACCAAAACACAGGGCUUUCGAUUCACGACUCUAAGGUGUCAGCCUCUUCUGACCUCAAAGCGGUACAGAACUCGUUCAAAACAUAUCUAGGGAGGCCAUGGAAGGAGUAUUCAAGGACUGUGUUCAUGAAGACUGCCUUGGAUAACCUCAUUGAUCCUUCUGGAUGGCUCCAGUGGAGUGGGAACUUUGCUCUUAGGACUUUGUACUAUGGGGAGUACAUGAAUUCUGGUGCGGGAGCGGUCACUAAGAGUCGAGUCAAGUGGUCCGGUUUUCACGUGAUGAGCGCUUCUGAAGCUGCAAAAUUCACUGUGGGAAGCUUUAUUUCUGGAGGGUCAUGGAUUCCAAACACAGGCCUUCCCUACACCUCUGGGCUCUAAAGAAGAAAGAAAGAAGGGGAGGUUAACUUGGAAUGUUUAUGGACCAGUUCUUGGGUGGAAUCCUUGACAUCCUUAAUCUAAACCAGAUCUCUUUUCCAGAGUUGCGAGACUCGGUCUCGUCCUAAGGGUAAGGCGAGUUUUAUCCAAGUAGGCUCUACCAAUAUUUAGAUGUGUGAACGGCGUAUUGGUUUCGAUUUCCCCAGUAGUACAUGUACAUAUAUAUUU